AUGACCAUACCCCCGUCCUCCUCCAGUGAGCAACUAAUGCAGUUGUACUGCGCCCGCCAGAGGAGGAGGCUCAACCGUGGCCUUCGCCGCAAGCAGCAGUCCCUCCUGAAGCGCCUGCGUAAGGCCAAGAAGGAGGCUCCCCCCAUGGAGAAGCCCGAGGUGGUGAAGACUCACCUCCGGGACAUGGUCAUCCUGCCUGAGAUGGUCGGCUCCAUGGUCGGAGUGUACAACGGCAAGACCUUCAACCAGGUUGAAAUCAAGGUGAGGUUUGGGGAUUGCUGGACUCAGCAUGGCCUCCCCUGAGGUUGUAAUUGUAAACAAUUUUUGUUUACUUUUUGCUGGUUUCUUCAACCUCUUGCCCCUCACGUGCAUGCAAUUAAUCUACAUUUGCCUCACCUUUUGCAACCACAACCCCUGAUUUCUGUACACAUUUUUGUCCUGUAACAAUGUAUUAAGUGUUCUCUAGUGUGUAGACACUAUACAAUGUAGUUAUUCUUUAGUCAAGGUUGUAUUCUAGCUGAAAUGUCAAGUAAUAGGAUUGUCCUGCUCAACACUAACAUUGUACAUAUUUCUCUGCAGCCUGAGAUGUGCGGCCACUACCUGGGGGAGUUCUCCAUCACCUACAAGCCAGUCAAGCACGGUCGUCCCGGUAUCGGUGCGACACAUUCUUCCCGUUUCAUCCCACUGAAGUAGAAUGGCUGCGGUCUUUGUAUAAAUAAAAUUGAGUCCCCACACACUUGUCUGUUGGCUUUCAAUGUAAAAAAGUUUUGUUCUGUUUGCUUGAAUUUUUACAAUUCAUUUGGUUAUAAAUGGCCAUAUUGGAGUUAUGCAAAUAUGUGGACUUGAUUAACUGCCCAAUGGUUUUGUUUUAACAAAUCUGGGCGCUUGUGCCAAUGUGUGAAAUGAAUUGGGUCCAGUUUUUGUGAUUGUUGCAUGGGCUGGUGCAUGUCUAGUGAACUGGGAAUUGUAUAAAAGAAAUAUAGACCUUUUAUACAGUCAUUGACAAUAUCGAUUUGAAUUGAAUAUCUUCAUCUGUUUCAAAGUUAUUGGAGAGACUGCAUUUCCAAUGCAAUAAUAUCGAGUAAUUUAGAGCUUCGGGAAACUACUUUCAAUACCCGAUGGUUACAAUAGAAUGAAUACAAUUUGAUAUUUAUAAUAAGG
Molecule: messenger RNA, 1161 nt
Organism: Coregonus sp. 'balchen'
Lineage: Eukaryota; Metazoa; Chordata; Actinopteri; Salmoniformes; Salmonidae
Source: the annotation of a GenBank genome assembly